Molecule: messenger RNA, 729 nt
Organism: Paramecium octaurelia
Lineage: Eukaryota; Ciliophora; Oligohymenophorea; Peniculida; Parameciidae
Source: the annotation of a GenBank genome assembly
AUGAUAUAAAAACAAAGACUUAGAAUUAAUGAAGAAAUAGACACUUUAUGUUGCAAGCUAAAUUCCAAUUAACCUGAAUCAAAAAAUUUAAUCAAGACCUUUUUAAAUCAGAGACAAGAAAUAUUGGUCAAUAUUGAAAAGGUUAAUUGUAUUUAUAGUCUUUUUUUCGAAAUUGAAUUUUUGGCUCCUUUGGGAAAUUUCAAAUUCACAAAUACGGGGUGGUACCACCUGCCCACAUUAGUACGGCUGGGUUUCCUAGGCAGUACAGCCCAAUACUAGUCUCUAUCCGUUUAUGGGAUGUUAAGACAGGAUUAUAAAAGCCAAAUUAGAAUGGUCAUUAUAGUUACAGUCAAUUUCUCUCCUGAUGGUACUUUAUUAGCAUCUGGUAGAGAUGAUAAAUCGAUCCGUUGAUGGGAUGUUAGGACAGGAGAAGAAAAAACCAAGAUAGAAGGUCAUUCAAAUGGAAUUCUAUCAGUCAAUUUCUCCUCAUGGUAAUACAUUAGCAUCUUGUAGUUAUGAUAAGUCUAUUCGUUUUUGGAAUGUUAAGACAAUUCAGGAGGUUCUAACUUAGGAUACUUUUUACAAAGAUCUUCUUUCUUAGAUUAAAAUGCACCUUUAGAGUCCAUCCAUUUAAUAUAAUAGUAUUUAGUUUAAUUAUUCUUAGCAAAUUUCUCAAAAUCCCAUUUUGGAAACUUAAGGAACUUUAAUAUUGAAAGGAGAAAUAGUUGA